AUUCAGUCUAGCGUGUGGUAUGUGUAGGAUCGUUGUUACCUGGCCACUCCCCUGUCACUAGAAAGCUUUUACCUACUGAUUACAUUAGUCCUUUCAGCGAUUCUCUUUUCUACCUGUUAGUGGCAUCUUGACGUUUACUCAUAUCGAAAAAAAUUAAUACAAAGAUCUCUUACCACCUCUAAUAAAUCAACAAUCUGUUCGUAUUCAAGUGAGUUUAACGGUUCAUUUGACACCUGCUUGUGUUGCGGAAGAAAAAGCUAUUUUACUGCUGGCACCACAGAUACGAAGGAUAUGUUUACCAAUGUACAUUGAUUCAAAGGACCAAAAAUGCCUUACCAUAGGAGUAGUGUGCAUUCAAAUGGAUACUCUCCAGAUGGACACCAAGUUCGAGAUAGGGAGGAAAGCCCUACCUAUCUCAUGGAGCAUUUGGCAACAUUUACCGUCUCUAAAGAAACUGGUAUAGUGUAUCCAGCUGAUGGAAUGAGAAGACUUUUGCAGCUUGAAAAGACUAAUGGAAUAUGGUCCCAAAAAAUGCAGUUAAGAUUAGAAGAUAAUCUUGUACUGAUAAUAGAUAAUGAAACAGGAGAUGUUAUGGAAAAGUUUCCAUCUUCAUUAAUCCAAGAACCCACAGCUUUCACUAGCCAUGAUCCAAUGGAAAUUUACAACAAUAUUUUAGUUUUCAUAGUUGGUGAUGACCGUCAGCCUAACUCUCAUUCAGAGAUGCACAUUUUUCAAUGCCAAAUGAUAUCUGCUCAAGAAUUGGUAAAAGAUUUGAAACUACUGAGGGCCGGAAAAUCUUUAGGACAAAGAUCUAAUAGUAAUCAGAUCCCUCCUCCACCCCCAACUCCUCCUCCAGAACCUCCUCUGAAUGGUGUCAGUGUCAGAGAUCAAGUUAAUCAUUUCAAUCUUGUGUCACAACCUGAUGGAAGAGGAAACAGUGAUGUAGUUGGAUUAAAUCAUGAUGAUGAAAGCAGUUCUACAUCUAGUGAAAAGUAUGGAAGAGAUGUAACCACAUUAAAUCAUUGUUUUGAUGAUAUUGAAAAAUUUAUAGCACGAUUACAACAUUCUGCAGCUGCUUCUAGGGAAUUGGAACGAAGAAAAAAGAAUAGGAAAAACAAAAAAAAGGAUAUGGGUGAUGGUUUGCUGACAAUGAGAGCCAAACCUCCACCAGAAUUGGAGUUCAUCGACAUAUUCCAAAAGUUUAAGCUGUCAUUCAUUUUACUAGCCAAACUAAAACAUCAUAUACAUGAUCCUAAUGCUCCAGAACUAGUUCAUUUUUUAUUUACUCCAUUGGCUCUUAUAGUAGAUGCUUCACAUGAUACUAAGUAUGCUCCUAACUUACCAGCUAAAGUUGUAUCACCUCUGUUGACUCAAGAAGCUAUUAAUUUACUAAUGAAUUGUGUUACGAGCAAGGAAACAGAACUUUGGCACUCACUUGGGGAUGCUUGGUUAAUACCCAGAGAAAAGUGGAAAGGUAAAGUUCCUCCUUACCGACCUGUUUUUAUGGAUGGAUGGUCUCCUGAUUAUCCAGUUACAGAAGAAAUUGAAGACCGCAGAGACCUAGGACCUCUUAGCAACUCAGUUACUCCUACAGGAAAACCCAUACGAAUUGAUGAAACGUCUAUUCAGCAUGAGCCUGAAAUGAGAGAUGUUCAUUAUCAAAGAGAAAGAGAUAGAGAAAGAGAAGACUGUAGUAGUGAUUACUUUGAAUAUGAUCGACAGGUCCCGUCACCUACAGAACAAGCACGCUAUACAUUUGAUAGAAACUUUUUAUCCCGGAAUGAUCGAUAUAGUAGAGAAGAAAGAAUUGAUUCUCAAAGUCCAGGAGAUUCUGAAACUGGACCACCACCUCCUCCACGUAGUGAUAUAUCUGCUGACUCCAUAGAAAGAACUGGAGUCAGUCAUGGAGGAGUCAGUGAGAAAUUUGAACGUGCUCAAGCAAGGUGGUUAGAGGAAUUACGUAAUUCUGGAAGUAAAAUUGUACAAGUCACGUACCCACGUACAGCUAAUAAUGAUAAAGAGCUUAGUGUUAUCAGAGGAGAGUUCUUACAGGUUCUUGAUGAUUCUCGAAAAUGGUGGAAAGCAAGAAAUAGUAGGGGUGAAGUUGCACAUGUUCCUCAUACGAUAGUCACUAUUUAUCAACCCUCAGAAUCUGAAGUUUUUGGUUCCAGGGGGUAUUAUCCUUCACAGGAGGAUCGAGGAGGACGUUCAAAUAGUGGAGGAAUUCCUGCCCCUCCACCUGCACCUACGAAUCUUGUACAACCUGCACCUGCUGAAUGGGUUCGAAAAGAAAGACUUGCAUCGGAUUCGGACCAAGAAAGGAUGGUGGCCGAAUUAAAAGAUACCUUACUAACAAUAAAAACAAAAAGACCACCGAUAGUAAAACGGAAGACACUUGUUGCAAUUGAUGUGAUGUCAACACCCGAACAAGUAUCAUUAUGGUUGAAAGAAAAAGGAUUCAAUGAAAGGAUAUGUAAAUUCUUAAGUUCUAUGGAUGGGAAUCAAUUAUUCAUGUUGACCAUGGAGCAAUUGGAGAAAGUAUGUGGGCCACAGGAUGGAAAACGUCUUCACAAUCUUAUCAUACUGCAGCGUAAUAAAACUGGGUAUAAAACAACAAGGUCAUUGGAAUUGGCUGAAAAACUUGCAGUAAGAAGACAAAAAUCAGAAGUACAAGAUGGAUAGAUGGAACAAGAGUAAAAAAAUGGUAACUAAGAGUACUAUAGAAGACAACCAUGACUGUUAUACAGUAGAGAAAUCAUAAUUGAUAUGUAUGAUUACUUUCCAAGAAGAAAAUGUGAGAUUUUUAAGCAAUAAAAGAAAUUAUAAAUGAGAAACAAAUGGGGAGCAUGAAUUGACAACUAUUUUACUUUUUAAAUCGUAAACUUUAAAUUAUCGUCUAAAUGUAAAAUAAAUAUAAGCUCAACAGAAACUAUAUUUAUGAAAUAUAAAAU
Molecule: messenger RNA, 2951 nt
Organism: Nezara viridula (southern green stink bug)
Lineage: Eukaryota; Metazoa; Arthropoda; Insecta; Hemiptera; Pentatomidae
Source: the annotation of a GenBank genome assembly